GCAGCUUCGAUCCCAGACUACAGAGGCCCCAAUGGCAUUUGGACCCUGCUGCAGAAGGGCAGGACCAUCAGGGCUGCAGACCUGAGUGAGGCAGAGCCCACACUCACUCAUAUGAGCAUUGCCUGUCUGCACAAGCACAACCUGGUGCAGCACGUGGUGUCUCAGAACUGUGACGGGCUGCACCUGCGGAGCGGGCUGCCCCGAGCUGCAAUAUCUGAGCUGCACGGGAACAUGUACAUAGAGGUCUGCACGUCCUGCACACCCAACAGAGAGUACGUGCGAGUGUUUGAUGUGACGGAGCGCACGGCCCUGCACAGGCACCACACGGGCAGGAUGUGCCACAAGUGUGGGGCACAGUUGAGAGAUACAAUCGUCCACUUUGGGGAGAAGGGGACAUUGAGACAGCCCCUGAACUGGGAAGCAGCAACAGAAGCUGCGAGCAAAGCAGAUGUGAUUCUUUGUCUGGGUUCCAGCUUAAAGACAACUGUAAACUCUGGUGUCAGGAUUCGCCCAACAUCUGUGAUAGUCUCUCUUCCUCCCUCUUUCCCCUCCUGGUUUUGAAAAAAUACCCACGGCUGUGGUGCAUGAGCAAGCCCCCCACACGGCGGCCCAAGCUGUAUAUUGUGAACCUGCAG
This is a messenger RNA of Zonotrichia albicollis (white-throated sparrow), 635 nucleotides long. NCBI's taxonomy places the organism in Eukaryota, Metazoa, Chordata, Aves, Passeriformes, Passerellidae. The record is from RefSeq and is a predicted model, not a curated record.